GCGGAUAUAGUGAAUGCAGGGUCCGGGGAGAGCGGAUAUAGUGAAUGCAGGGUCCGGGGAGAGCGGAUAUAGUGAAUGCAGGGGUCCUGACAGAGCGGAUAUAGUGAAUGCAGGGUCCGGGGAGAGCAGAUAUAGUGAAUGCAGGGUCCGGGGACACCAGAUAUAGUGAAUGCAGGGUCCAGGGAGAGCAGAUAUAGUGAAUGCGGGGUCCGGGGAGAGCGGACAUAGUGAAUGCAGGGUCCGGGGAGACCAGAUAUAGUGAAUGCAGGGUCCGGGGAGACCAGAUAUAGUGAAUGCAGGGUCUGAGGAGAGCGGAUAUAGUGAAUGCAGGGUCCGGGGAGA
Molecule: messenger RNA, 342 nt
Organism: Staurois parvus
Lineage: Eukaryota; Metazoa; Chordata; Amphibia; Anura; Ranidae
Source: the annotation of a GenBank genome assembly